CUAACGUCUGAGGCGAUUCAGGUAAUUGGAUAACAAUGUGUGACACGUGACCAUGGAGCUCACGAAAUCAAAUAAAAACUUGGCGUACUUCACUUCAAGAAGACAUUGUCAACCUUGACAUGAACAGCACAUGCAACAUGACAAAAACCGUGGAUCGAUUCAACAGCAGCGGUCUCGAAUUCACUUAUCCGAUGAACUCGCAGCAUGCGCCAGGAAGGAGUAGAGCACAACUCCAGCCGUACAAUAGUGCGCAAACCAACAACACUGGAGCUUAUCAUGUUACACCAUGCUUUCGCUACCGCCAAACACAAGCUCCCGAGCAAGUACCGUUGGACUGGAACAUUCCUCUCCUUCCAGAGAUCUGCAAUGGCUUCCCAACAGUUUCUCAGUCUUUAGUACAAGACUUGAAUUCAGCGUUACCACCCUUUGGUUCAAGGGUCUACCCAAACAGGGACCGGACGUCCUGCGGAGAAGAUGCUCUCCAGUGUUUCACUACCUUUACAGAAGAGAGACCAAAAGGUCGGGGAAGGGAAUCUUGGUCGUCCGCCACGGUGCGCUCCCGAGCUAGAACAGCGUACACAGCAAGACAGCAAGUCGAGUUGGAAAAAGAGUUUCUAUUUAGCCGAUACAUAACCCGUGCGCGAAGAAUAGAGCUGGCCAAGUCUUUAAGUCUCUCGGAAAAACACAUCAAGAUAUGGUUCCAAAACCGAAGAAUGAAAAUGAAAAAGAACGAGACCACGUUUGAAAGCACAAAGACAAGCCCCAAUGAAAUCCGAAGACUGUACAGCAUGGCGGAUGAUUGACUUAGUAACAUGUCCACGCACAUCUUUUUUAAUGGUUGGAAAUUUUUGAUGUUGAUGUUGCAUUUGCCUAUAUAUACACUAUACAUUUUGAUGUUGUAUACUGAAAAGUUUGCAGUCAUUUUUGUAGGACAAAACAAAUUCGCCAACACAUGUAAAUAUUUCACCAGACAACAAUAUUACGAAACUUACUAAAUUUCCCUCAAAAUUUCAUCACGCAUAUCUAUAAUCGAUAGGUACAGGAUAUUCCUGCUUAAAUUUAUUUCUGCCUUGAAUUUUGUACAAUUAACCUCUGAAGUGUUGUCGAUAUUUUGCAUCCAACUUGUUAAGAAACAAUCAACUUAACACGUCAGUAGGAUUUCCUUUCCGGCAGCAGAGAGAAAGAUGUUGUUUAUACCACGAAGCGGGUCACAGCUACGCUUAAUAGCUGAGAGAUUCAUUCAAACGCACAGUGGGAUAUACUUACAAGAAUACUAAGUCAUUAGUUCUUCAUGAUCAGUUGCUAUACGUCUGAUUUGUAUCACAUAAGAAAUUUUGACUUUCCCUUAUUAAAUUAAGUGUUCAGUAUGUGCAAAUGGUUUCAAUUUAUUUCGGUACGAUAGACCUCGACAGAUACCUCCCAUGCAUUUUAAAGUAUUCUAGUCUUGGAACCUACCUUUUUCAAAGUGGCUCAAUAUUUUUCGUUCUAGCUAUUUAACGAAAGGUUUUCCAUUUUGUAUUUCGCAAUGCAGCCUCCUCAAACCUCAAAUUUAAUUUUCAUCCAUUCGGCCGGUGUAAAAUCAACAGUCAUCAUUUAUACCUUAUUAUUUCAUUGUGAGUUUCAGUUCAGUUCAGUUCAGUUCCUCUUUUUAAAGUCAGUUGUUAAAGAGGUUUACAAGAAAGAAAUAAAACACUAUUUUAAAUCUUAUCACUAGAUCCUUUCAGUGGGAAAUAUUAACCUCCAUGUUCAAAAUUUGACCUCAAUGAAACAUGUGUUAAAUUCUUUGGAAGACAUUCAGUUUGGUUCCGAGUUAAAGACUGAAGUCCGUUUUGCAGUAUAGUAUUCCAUAGUGAUAUUUUUAUGAUAUGCAUGGUGGUCUUCUUGUGCCUGCUCAGUCUGUCCUUCAACCUAUCUGUCGGUGAAGUCUUAUUCAAUUUACUUUGAAAAAAAAAUGUCCACU
Molecule: messenger RNA, 1960 nt
Organism: Pocillopora damicornis (cauliflower coral)
Lineage: Eukaryota; Metazoa; Cnidaria; Anthozoa; Scleractinia; Pocilloporidae
Biological process (GO): regulation of transcription by RNA polymerase II
Cellular component (GO): nucleus
Molecular function (GO): RNA polymerase II cis-regulatory region sequence-specific DNA binding; DNA-binding transcription factor activity, RNA polymerase II-specific
Source: RefSeq, a predicted model, not a curated record